Messenger RNA from Suillus subalutaceus, 378 nucleotides. RefSeq lists its product as uncharacterized. Bases 1 to 378 code for a protein of 125 amino acids. The transcript is spliced from 2 exons. The record is from RefSeq and is a predicted model, not a curated record. Lineage: Eukaryota; Fungi; Basidiomycota; Agaricomycetes; Boletales; Suillaceae.
AUGCCACUAAAUGUACAUUCACAGAAUGAAUAUCUUACAUGGGCCAAAGCCGAGAAAUUUGUCUCGAUGUUACCAAGAGACACCAAGCGCCGCAAGCUAGAUGCUGCUGCUGACUCUCAAGCACGACUCAACACCCACCUCCAUGAGCCGCAACCAAAGGAACGGAUCAUCCCAUACUCAGAUGCAAUCUUCCGCGAGGCCGCCAUCGAAUGGCUGAUUGAAACUGACCAGCCUAUUGACGCACUCAACCACAAGUCCUUCAAAUAUAUGAUUGAUGUAGCAGCACGAGCUACCAACGGUGUCAAACUACCUAGUCGACCAAAGACACGCCAAGCCAUUAUCGACCUCUUCAAGUGUAAUCUCACCAACCUUCGCUGA